UCAAAGUACUUAACGCAGUUGCAGGUGCGCAGCAUCAGUAACCUGCAGGGAUAGACCAGAGGAACUUCACUACUCCUGGGAAGUUGCACACCUGAAACCCAGCGAAAUUAGACAUAAAACAAAAUUUUAAAAAAUGAACGACGGCCAUCAGAAUAUAUACGAAAGUAUAGACGACGGCAAUCUUUAUGCGACUCCUCAUAAAAAUGCAAGCAGUGAGACUGAAUCCCACUAUGAGAACCAAGGCGCUAUAUACGAAGAGCCAAAUGUGGCGAAAGAAGCAGCGCACGGUGAGAUAAAAUUGCAUGAAUUAGACGAAGGUGAUGAAAGGCGUGAAGACCGAGCAUCGCCCGAUUAUAUCAACAUUCGACCGGAGAGCCAGAACGGCGACUCGGAUUCGUCGGACCUGGACGAAAGGAAAGCGUUUGAAGGCAAUAAAUUGUCAGCCUCAUCUGAGGACGAAGGUGUGCAGGAGUCGCCUCGUUUAGCGGCCAAAGCCAACGGGGUUAAGGGUGAGCCACCUUCUUUGACAUCUUCCGAAGACGGGGAGCCGGUUCGAGGGGACCCCUAUGAUGACCCGAGUGCAGAUAUGGCUGAGGAAGAAGAGGAGGAGGAGGAGAAAGAGGUGGACAGGAUCGAUGAGGGGAUGCUGAUGGCGUAUAGCCUGGAGUCCAGCAAAAUCUCCGAGCCCGAGGAGGUGGUUGAUUACAGCCUUCACACACCCAUCAACAGCAAUGAAGAAAAGAUCGCCGAUCCAGAUCAACCAGAAGUGGUACUUUUCGUUAAGGCGGGGAGCGACGGCGAGAGCAUCGGGAACUGCCCCUUCUCACAGAGGAUCUUCAUGAUCCUCUGGCUGAAGGGGGUCGUCUUCAAUGUUACCACUGUUGACCUGAAGAGGAAGCCAGCUGACCUGCAUAACCUUGCCCCAGGAACCCACCCGCCUUUCCUCACCUUCAAUGGCGAAGUCAAAACUGACGUAAACAAGAUCGAGGAGUUCCUGGAGGAGGUUCUGGCACCCCCAAAGUACCCCAGACUGGCGUCAAAGCACCGGGAGUCCAACACCGCAGGAAACGACAUUUUUGCCAAGUUCUCGGCGUACAUUAAAAACACGAAACCAGAAGCUAAUCCAGGUCUUGAGAAGAGCCUAGUCAAGGCUCUUAAGAGACUGGAUGAUUACUUAAACACUCCGCUCCCGGACGAGAUCGAUGCUGACAGCAUGGAAGACGAGAAGACGUCCAACCGCAAGUUCUUGGAUGGAGACGAGCUGACUCUGGCUGACUGCAACCUCCUGCCAAAGCUGCACAUCGUCAAGGUCGUCGCAAAGAAAUACCGCAAUUACGAGAUCCCGGCAGAGCUGACAGCGGUGUGGAGGUACCUGCAGAAUGCCUACAGCAGGGACGAGGUCACCAACACCUGCGCGGCUGACAGGGAGAUUGAGCUGGCCUACCUGGAUGUGGCUAAGAGGCUGAAGUGAAAUGGUGAAAUGCAGAUACACAGAGCGAUGCAUAUAUCCAGUGAGAUGCAUAUAUCCAAUGACAUGCAUAUAUCCAAUGAGAUGCAUAUAUCCAGUGAGAUGCAUAUAUCCAGUGAGAUGCAUAUAUCCAGUGAGAUGCAUGCCAUUGCCAUUUUCGUCUGUCCUUUGUCAGUCUGAUACGCUUCUCAGUCUAGCUCGCUGAGAUCAGUGGCCUCCUAGCCUGGUCUGGUUCAGCUACGUUUUCUGGCAAAAAAGGGUCGCUAUUUGAAACUUUAUCUUUGAAAAUAUGUUUGCCGUUACGGUAGAACAGUUUAUUAUACGAAGACGCAAUCUCAGACCUAAAUUAACCAUCGAUUAGUGACUGUAAACUAUGAAGUGCGAUGAAGUUUGAUUGUAGCUGCAGGUAUUAUGUUGUCAUUGAUUUGAAUCUUGCUUUUGGAUGAAAUGCACUCUAGCAACAUUAUAUUUAUAUAUGAAAGAGAUCUCUUAAUUUUUUUUUUUUUGCAUAAAUGAAUUUAUUAUAAAUGUAAAAAAUUGUACUCUGUGUGAUAUUGUUCUAUAUAUUUUUGCGUUGUUCCUUAAAUAAUAUGAUAACUUUUGGUGUGCUUAUAAAAUCUGAUUAAUUGUGUGUUAAAAUAUGAAAGAUCAUUGAAACAGUUUAAACAAACACUAUAAACACUCUUUUGAAUAUAGUUUAUAAUAAGUUAGUUUAUGGCCAUCUGGGGUCGGUUUUAUCAGGCAUGCAGUACGCUUCCGAUGAUCAAAUGGUUAUGUGAUGUGCGUAUGAUGAUUAUUGGCACAAUAAUUCAGCUCAAAUAAAACAGUAGGCAUUUGCCAAUGCAGACCUACAAAAAAGCCUGACCACA
Paramormyrops kingsleyae is the source of this 2337-nucleotide messenger RNA. RefSeq names its product chloride intracellular channel 5b (gene clic5b). The record is from RefSeq and is a predicted model, not a curated record. Lineage: Eukaryota; Metazoa; Chordata; Actinopteri; Osteoglossiformes; Mormyridae.